Messenger RNA from Diorhabda carinulata, 4851 nucleotides. It is a transcript of the gene Cep164, whose product is annotated as centrosomal protein of 164 kDa. The record is from RefSeq and is a predicted model, not a curated record. Gene Ontology annotation, molecular function: protein binding. The transcript is spliced from 13 exons. The coding region runs from base 1546 to 4749 and encodes 1067 amino acids. Lineage: Eukaryota; Metazoa; Arthropoda; Insecta; Coleoptera; Chrysomelidae.
AACAGGAUAAAAUAGUGGAUGGAUAUUCAAUAUGGAAUGUACAACAAGUAAAACUAACAGAAGAUACAAUCUAGAAGCUCCUUAGAUGAGUCUCUUUCAAAACAACUGCUCUAAUUCAAAAUCCGACUACUGACUGGACUCUUAGCGGAGGCGGUCAUCCAGAGAACCAUUUCAACCCCCACAGCUUGCCUAAUGACAUCAAAGCGCCCCAUCGGACUUUGGCAACGUCUAGUGGGGCACGAAGGGUUUAUACGAAAGCAUUUGAUCGUACAUGCAGCUGCUAUGAAUAGAAUAGAAUCUCGAAGCUCAAUAUCUGUAAGCACAUUGGUGGAAACUGAAACUGGUAGUGGUUCUAAAGUGUAUUUAAGGACCAGAAAUAAAAGAUCUACUAGUUUCGAAAACUGAGUCGUCCCAAUCGAACACUUCAAAAGAAACAGUUUCGCAGCAUAAUAUAUGCUCAGACAGCAAUCGUGGAUUUACCAGUAGUGCUGUAGAUUUCAAUGUUCGAUCGCUUUUCCUUCUUCAAUUAAGACCACAAAACUUCAGCCCUGCAGAAGAACAACUCCUAUAUCAGGGCCAACUCCCUUAUCCAAUCAAAAACUUUCCAAAUAAUAUCUCUAUCUUUAGUUUUAACUCUAUGGAUUUUUCACCAUAUGUGUAUAUGAUUGAUUUUUGAUUUUCUAGUGCCCCAAUUUUUUUUGUUCUUGUACUUCUGCACUUUGUAAACUCAUUUUCACAGCAGGUGCGGUUUCAAGGGGAUCAAGACCCCUGAUGAUCAUUCAUAAAUUAUGUCGCACGAAUUUUAUGAUUUUUUGCCCUUCCCCCCGUCCUUGUCAAAGUAGGUCAUAUUUGUAAGAUUUCCCCCUCCCUAGUGUAACUACACAUAUUUUGCAAAUUUACAUUUAGAAUUUUUUGGCUGGAAAUAGAAACUAGGUUCUCUUGCACUGCUACUAAGUACAGUGACACUAGCGCUGGUCCCGCUAUAAAGAACGCUUUAGUGUACACUUCCUGAACUAGUUCCGCAAGUGCAGCUACCAAGAACAAAAUUUAUGUGUCUUAUGAAUACAGUUCACCAUCUUUUCUAUGUGGAACAACUCCGCUUUACAAAAUUGUUUCUUGAAACCCCUUGUAAAAAACACUGAAAAUAUCGUUCAACUGGAUAUAAGUAAAAUGCGAAAAAAUUAUGUUUCCAUGUUAGGAAUGGAAAAUUAUGUCAUAUAAUUCGUAUUAAUUAAUCAUUUUUAAUGAAAUUUGAUCAAUAAAAUUGUUUUACAAGAAAUAUAAUCGUUAAAACAGUAGCGCCAUCUUUGUAUACUCCAUUUAGUCAAUCGCGGUUGAAGGUUUCUGUAUUAUUUGUAUAACAGAUCUUAUCUGCGACAGAUGGCACUGAUUAACCGAUUGAGGAUUUGUUUAUUUUUACCCUUAAAAUUUUCGAUAACCCUUCACCUGCUCCAUUCCAAAUGUCACAAGGAGGAUCAGCUGUGAAGUGUUAAAAAUGUAGUUAUUAAAAAUAUUUGUAUUUUAAUAUUAAAAUACGUGGUGAAAAUGUCAAUAAUCUGUGAAGAAAUAUUCGAUGAAAUCAGUCAUCCCUCCGAAGAAGAAGUGAAAGAAUACGCUCUAAGAAUCGGUAUAGACCCCGUAUCAGAACCGCAGUUACUACCACUAGCUGCAGAAGGGUUAAUGAAAGCUUUACCAGCCGGUUGGAAACCAUGUUACGAUGAUAAAUCAAAAUGUUACUAUUAUUACAAUAAUUUAACAAAGAAAACGCAAUGGGAACAUCCUUUGGAUAAUAUUUAUCGGGGAUUAGUAAAAAAAGCGCGCACAGAAAGUCAAUCGCUCAGUCUUCAGGACAACAGAGAAGACGCUACUUACGUUACUGACGAUAUUCUAAGUUUGGAGGAACCGGUUUCCAAUACACCUCCAAAAAAAUUAGAUCCACUUCCUAUAGUUACCAAGAAGAGAUUAUCGCCGAUUAAACUCAGUCCGAAUGCCAGUCCUAAAAAGGACUUUAAAUUAUUCAAACAAAAAUCCGAGGACUCAACGACAGGUCCUAAGAAAUUAUCUUUGGGCUUUAGCAGUUUAGAUGACGAAAAAGAUUCGGUAUUUGAUCGCCAUCCUAGAAAUAUGGAUCUGAAAGUAGCAGGUGGUGGAUCGAUGUUUCUAAAAUCGAACACCAUGAAGAAAAACAUCGAUACAGGCAUAAGUCCUGUCAAUACCAAGACUGAAAACAACCAAGGGGUUAUAGAUCAAGGGGAUUCACAACAACCGAGAAGCAUUUUACGCGAAAAAAAUAUAAUGGAACAUUCGAAAAGUCUAGAAUUCGAUAGACUCGCAAUUAUGGAUAAAUCGGAAAAGGAUGAAGAGGAUAAAAAAAGUGUCAGGUUCAAUUUGGAAAAUAACACCGAUAUCGGUAUCACAUUCUCGGAUAAAAGUUCGAGCGAAGAAGAAUUCGCCAAUAGCGAUAAACACAAACUCGAUGACGUCAUUAACGUGAAACUUACGCCGAUCAAAAGUAGAUUUUCUGUCCAUCCGGUAUUGGAACCCAUCAAAACGAACAAUACUUUGAAACUGAUCAAACCGAAUCCCAAGGACUGCAUCAAACCGAAGCUAACUCUCAGCAAGGGUUCAGACAGUGACGACGAGACCCACAGUUUGGAAAAAGAAGGUUUGGAAAAUGUAAAUAUAUUCGAAUCGGAUAAUUCGGAUUCGAUUAGCGAGCGAAUAGCGAAAAGUACGAAACAAUUGGAAGCGAAGGCCGAGAAGAAAGUUGAAUUGCUGAAACAAACAAUAUGGGAAGAAAAAAAUAAGGAAAUGAUGAAAUUUAAAGAGGAUUUGGAAACAUCGCACAAACGGGAAUUAAAACGAAUCCUCGAAGAUGAAAAAUCCAAGCAAGAUAUUAUACUCGAAGAAGAAAUAGAAAAGUUGAAAUUGGCGUUAAAUUUGGAACAUCAGACGGCGAUAGAAGACGAAAAGAGUAAAAUAGAAGAUAAAUUGAGAUAUUUGAAGACGGAAUUAGAUAAUAACAUUGUAAUUGAGGAAGAUAAAAUGAAAGAGAAGUUCGAAUUGAAGAAAGAGGAAUUGGAAAAGUAUUACGAAGAAAAAUUGGCGGACGUCGAAAAGGAAUUGGCGGAAAAAGUUGAAAAGAGUCGCGACGAAUUAAUUUUUAACCAUAACGCAGACGUGGAUCAAUUAAAACAGAAUCAUUCGAUUAUUAUAGACGAAUUGAAGAGACAAUUCGACGCCGAGGAACAGGUCUUGAGGAAAACUCAUCAGGCGAAAAUGUCGGAAUUACGAAGCAAAUUUCAGGCGGAAUUGGAACAAGACAAAAAUCGUAGUACGACAGAUGAAAAGUUACGAUGCGAAAAAAGAUUACUCGAAGACAAAUACAGAUGUUUGAAAGAAAAAUACAUUAAAUUGAAAACUGAAGUUAGAAUGACGAUGGAAAAGAGAAGUAAACGAAAAGAACAAAGCACAACCACUAAUACUACCGGAUCCGAAACCGAACAAAGUCAUUCGAACAAUAAGGAAAAAAAAAUAGUCGAUAAACCACCAACUCCGAAACAUACAAAAAACUCAACCGCCGAAGAACCUAGACCGAAAUCGGAAACUAGGAACGCGACGCAAGUUCUUAUUCAUGAUAUUGAUACCUCCGUGAGUGAUAAUUGUUAUCACAGCGACGACAAAACCAAUCAAAACGAUAGUUCAGAUAGCACAAAUCCCGGUAGGAGUCGAAAAAAAAUAUUUUCCAGAUUAAAAAGUUCUUCCACAUCUAGAAUUAACAAUAAUACGAAAGUCCGGAAACCUCAAAGAUCUUGUUCACCAGUAGAAAAUCUUCGUAGGCAAUUACAAAAAUUGGAAGAUUUAGAAGAUCAAUUUCCUGAAAACGCCCAAGCAGAUACUUACCAUUUAAGAUACCCGUUUUCUGACGGUCAAAAAUUCGAAGGUAGUUCGGAGUUGGAAUUUUUCCGACACCGCAUCCAUUUGGAGCGUGAUUCGAUCAAAAGAGCCAAAGAGAGUUUGAGAAGUCAGAAAAGUUUGUUUCAACAAAGACAGAAAGAAUUGAAAUUGAAGCACGGAUCGAUGGCCAGGCAUACGUUACAACAACUGUGCCAGGAAGAAAAAGAACUGACAGACAUGGAAGUCAAUUUACACAGAACUCGUAGCCUUCUUGGGGAAAAAGUGAUUCGUUUACGUCAUCUUGAACAAUCACUUCAAAGGGCCAACAUGCAAAACGAUCAAAAUCAUGAAGAUGCCACUUUAAGUGAUAUAUCAUCUCAUAGCGCCAGUUCAGGUAUAAGUUCGACGGAAUUCGCCACCGCCGAUUACGUCGCCAAAGGCAUUUUGAACAAAGAAAAAUUUCAAGAAUCCUCUGAAAUAAUACAAAGCUUGGAAAAUUUGAAUUCGGAAAUCAGAGAAAUAUGGGACGUCCUAAGGAAACAACAGCAACAAACAAACAUCCAACAAGUGAUUCCACCUUUGGUAUAUCCGGACUUGGGUUGGCCGGUUUUGGCCGGUUCCGCGACGAACGUACAACCGGCGCCGCCCUCGAUACCGACUUUGGCUGAUCGUCUUCAUAAUUACCGGCAACAUUUGGCGUUGGCGAACGCUCAAAGCACCGUCGUCACUCAUGCUACUCAAGGAGCAACUACGACCUUAGUCGAAAGAACGAGGAACUUGAGACACUGGUUGAAAACUAGCGGUAUGGAAGCCGGAGGAAGCGAUACUAACGCCCAACAAGCCACGCUGUGAAAUGGAAAAACGAAUCAGAUGUGAAUUUUUUUUAAUGUAGCUAAAUAUUUAUUCUCUUAGUUUUUUUGGUAUUAAAUUUCAAUUUGUUAAAAUUCUUAUUUA